GGAAAUGAAAACUUACCUAGUGAGGAUAUUGGAUGGCAUUUUGGUACUGCGGUGGACGGUAAUAGACAUGUUAUUAUGUGUAAGUUAUGUAGGAAGAUAAUCAAAGGGGGCAUUACACGCUUGAAACAACACGUGGCACAUAAAAAGGGUCAAGUAGCUGGAUGCUCAAAUGUGACCACACAAGUAAGAGAACAAAUGAUGAAACAUCUACAACAGUAUGCUGAGAAGAAAAGAGAUAAACAAAAAAGGUAAGAAGAAGCAAAAGCCCAAAUUAGAGGAGAUUUUGAGAAUUUGAGUGAUGAAGAAGACUUGGAAGAAGAAAGUAUGAGAUUUGCUCGACAAGAAAGCAUACGAUCACAACAACAAUGGGAAGAGAGACAAAGAUUUCGAGCAAGAACAACUGGAAGGAGACAUACGAUCACAACAACAAUAAGAAGAGAGACAAAGAUUUCGAGCAAGAACAACUGGAAGGGGUAAUAUUUAUGAAGAGGGAGGUGGCUCUGGCAUUGGUGGUGCUACCAGUGGUUUCAAUAGAGCAGGAGCUUGAUCUUAUAGUGGUCGAGAAGCUGGAGGUAGUGGAUGACAAUGGAUCAAUCCUGAUGCCCCUGAAGCUAGACUAAAGGCAAUGGAUCCUAUUUUAGAAAGAAGCAAGAGUGCGAAACAACCAAAAAUCAACACAAAGUUACUGAAAGGUUUAAGAAGUAAAUUUGGAAAAGCGGUUGGAAAAUUCCUAAUUUAUAAUCGGAUUCCAGCAAAUGCAGCUGACUCUCCAUUUAUGCAACCUAUGCUUGAUAUUGUUGCAGAGGUUGGAAAGGGGGUGAAGGGUCCAUCACCCUAUGAGAUAUCUGAAAUUUAUUUGGAGUAAGAGUAUCAAGAAAUGAAAAAUUAUAUAACUUCUUUUGCUGGAAUUUGGAAGGAGAGAGGUGUAACACUUAUGUGUGAUGGUUGGUCAGGACCAACUAGAAAACACAUUAUAAACUUUUUAGUUUAUUGUGAUACAGGCACCGUGUUUCAUAAAUCAAUUGAUGCCUCUGAUGUGCCAAGCAGAACAGCUGAAUAUUAUUUCAGGUAAUUUUUUAAUUUUAAUUGUAUAUGCAAAUAGUAUUAUGGACUUGCAUGUUUUUAAUUAAAUAGUAGUAAUUAUUGAAUCUAUAAUUUCAUUUCAGAUUAAUGGACGAGGUGGUUGAAGAAAUUGGAGAGGAGAAUGUUGUCCAAGUAGUGACUGAUAAUGAAGCUGCAAUGAAGGUAGGAGGAAAAUUAUUAAUGCAGAAGAGGCCCAAUCUCUAUUGGACAGCAUGUGCAGCUCAUUGCAUAGACCUUAUUCUUGAAGAUAUUGGUAAGAAAAGUAACGUGAAGAAGGUCUUAGAAGAUGCAAGAACAAUAACCUCAUUUAUUUACAACCACACAUGGGCAGUGAAUUUCAUGAAGAAAUUCACAAAGAAUAGAGAGUUACUUCGCCCUGCCAUCACUCGAUUUGCCACAAAUUUCAUUGUUUUGGAGACUAUUGUCAGGUAUAAACAAGCACUAAGGGAAAUGUUUACAUCUGAUGCUUGGAAAAACUCAAGGUUUGGAAUGGCAAAAUCAGGCCCAGAAUAUUAUCUUAGGCAAAGAUUUUUGGCAAAAGGCCUCUGAUAUAAUUAAAGUGCAAAAAUCCUUGGUGAAAGUUCUUAAAUUGGUUGAUGGUGAUGAAAAACCAACCAUGGGCUUCAUAUACGAGGCAAUUGAUAGGGCGAAGUUGGCCAUUCAAAAAGAUUGCCGGUUUUACAAAGACUAUUGAAAAAUUAUUGACAACUGGUGGAGUUUUUCAGUUGCACCAAGAUUUGCACGCUGCUGGGUAUUUUUUGAACCCACAAUUUCUUUAUGGUGCCCCACCCUCUCCUGAAGUUGUUAGAGAAGUCAUGGAUGGAGUUAAAAAAGUGAUAAUCAAGUUGGUACCCGAUAUAGAUACUCAAAUUCGGGCUAUUAAUCAAUUGUUGCUAUAUCGAGAUAGACAGAAGACUUUUGGAACCCCGUUGGCUCAAAGGACAGUGAAACAAACAAAUCCUGCUGAAUGGUGGAUUCAUUAUGGCUUGUGUGCUCUUGAGUUCCAAAGAAUAGCAAUUAGAGUUCUUAGUCAGACCACAUCAGUUUCGAACUGUGAGCGUAAUUGGAGCACCUUUAGCCUCAUUCAUACGAAAACAAGAAAUAGAUUAAAGUACAUGAGACUACAAAAACUUGUUUUCGUACAUUACAACAUGAGGUUAAAGUUAAGACGUACAAUGAGAAGAAGCCAACGAGAAAUUGAAGAGGGUUUCAAUCCUAUCAAUUUGGACUACAUUUUCGAAGAAGAUGAUCCUUUAAGUCAAUGGUUAGAGGAGAGAGAGACACCACUACUCGAUGGUCAGGACAAUUCAAAUUGGUUAAAUGAAGAGGUUGGUGGUACUACAGAAGGAGGUGAUCAACCACCAAUAAACGCGCAUGAUGAUUCAAGUUCAAGUCCUGAACGUACACAAAGUGAUGACAAUCUUGGUUUGAGCCCACCAAGUGAUGAUGAUGGUAAUAGUGGUGCUGGAGCUAGGGUUGGGGGGCGGGUGGCAGUGGUGGUGGUGGAGGCGGCGGUGUAGAAUAUAAUUAUGGAUAUGAUAUAGGAACAUCAUUUGGAAGGGAUAUAUAUCCUUCUGAUCCUUAUGGACUACAUGACAUACCUGAAAAUUAUGACUUGGGUAUUCCUCCAGGGAACCAAUCUUCACAACUCAGGAGAAGGAGUGCUCAUGGUGACCCUAGCGAUUCUACUGAAGAUUCCUAUGGUGUGGUUCGUAGUUUUGGCGACUUUGGUUUAGAUGGUUCAUCAUCACAAUCAUAUGGAUCUCAUCCAGCAUAUCCACAUUAUGCAUCUCGUGACUCACAUUUUUAUCCCAGUGGAUCAGGAAUCUCAGGAUCUAGUGAGUCUUCUUCUACACACUACCCAGAGCCAGCGCCUGCCCCAACUUAUAGACAUUAUUCAGGAGAAUUUUUAUCACCAGUACAUUUUCAAGAGCAACAACAAAAUGACGCAAACUUGGGUUCAUUCAACUAUGUAUUUCCACAAGGAUGGAGAGAUAAUUUCCCAUCCCAAUCUCAAGUUACAGAUGCAAAUUAUGAAGACCCUCCACGUCAUUCUUUUUGGUGGUGACAUGUGUUAUGUUAUAAAUUUGUAAUAUUGUAUUCAUGUAUUUUCAACUAUUUAUUGAUAUUUGAUAUUAAUCACUUUU
This is a messenger RNA of Malania oleifera, 3230 nucleotides long. RefSeq lists its product as uncharacterized. The transcript is spliced from 4 exons. Bases 1680 to 2603 code for a protein of 307 amino acids. Gene Ontology annotation, molecular function: protein dimerization activity. NCBI's taxonomy places the organism in Eukaryota, Viridiplantae, Streptophyta, Magnoliopsida, Santalales, Ximeniaceae. The record is from RefSeq and is a predicted model, not a curated record.